Messenger RNA from Leptinotarsa decemlineata (Colorado potato beetle), 1458 nucleotides. Its product is annotated as adenylate cyclase type 2. Lineage: Eukaryota; Metazoa; Arthropoda; Insecta; Coleoptera; Chrysomelidae. Gene Ontology annotation, biological process: intracellular signal transduction; cyclic nucleotide biosynthetic process; adenylate cyclase-activating G protein-coupled receptor signaling pathway. Gene Ontology annotation, molecular function: adenylate cyclase activity. The record is from RefSeq and is a predicted model, not a curated record. Gene Ontology annotation, cellular component: plasma membrane.
AUCUACUAGUGAUGAUGUAUUAUGGAGGAAGUUGAUGUCAGAUAUCAUUUUCCUAUCAUUCAUAAAUGUAUUGGGGAUAUAUUACAGGAACAUGAACGAAAUUGUGGUCAGGCACAGUUUUUUGGAUAGGCGAGAUUACAUAAUGUCUACUCAUCAACUCAAGCAUGAAAAACAACAAGUGGAGAAUCUUAUGCAGAACAUCCUCCCACAUUACAUCAUCGAUAAAGUGAAAGAAAAAUAUAUAAAAGCCACGACACAUUAUUUAAAAAAUGGAAAAGUACUAAGGAUGAAUCCGUUUCAAAAUUCGCUACUAGAUGAACAUGAAAAUGUGUCAAUACUUUUUGCUGACAUCGUAAAUUAUACAGAAAUGACAACACAAUUGGAUAUAACGGGUUUAUUAGAAACUCUCAACGACUUAUUUGGAGCAUUUGACGAUGCAUCAGUGAAACUGAAAGUAACCAGGAUAAAAUUUCUUGGAGACUGUUAUUACUGCGUGGCUGGUUUGCCACCUGAUGCGGCACCAAAUCCAGCAGAGGCAUGUGUGGAUCUGGGACUGGAGAUGAUAUCAACUAUAGCCAAGAUUAGGAAACAGAGAAACCUGGAUAUAAACAUGAGAAUUGGUGUUCACAGUGGCAGAAUCAUAAGUGGCAUAAUGGGUUCUGUGAAAUAUCAGUUCGACAUAUGGUCGAAAGAUGUUGAUAUCGCUAAUAAAAUGGAAAGUGAAGGCUGUCCUGGGAAAGUACAUAUAACUGAUACAACUAAAAACUUAUUAAAGAAGGAAUAUAACAUUGUGUCAACAGAUAAAGGAGAGAAUGUACCUAUUUUCAAAGAAAGAGGCAUCCAAACUUAUCUCAUAUCACCGUCAAAUCCAAGGAAUAGUCGUUACGAGAACGACAUGUCAUGUAAUCGAGGGAUGAAACCACGGUUGUCAAAAUUUUCGAAACAAAACUCAUUGCCAAAUGGUGUUUGGCUCAGCCAAAUGCAGAGAAGUAUUUCCAUGUCGAAUGAAGAGCUUAUUGGCAGAAGAGAUAAUCAACAGUUGACCAUUAUAGAGGAGGCCAAUAACAUGAGAGCUGUUUAUGAAAGAACAGACUCUGGGACGGACAAAAUUUUCAAAAAAAGAGUCAGUAAUAACUCAGCAUCCAUGUCUACAAUUGAGGCAAGGCGUAGCACGAAUACAAUCAAAAGAAGGACGGCAUUCAUGAACAACUCCAUUAAAAGGUAUUCAGAACGUACUGAAGCAGUGAACGAGGAAAUGGAAAAAACAAUAAAUUCUAUUUCUUUCUCAAAAUAUCAGCAGUUCAAAGAAAAUGUGGAUAUCAGCUUUUUUCUCCUUUUCAAAACAAAGGAAACUGAAGUACAAUAUAUGAAGGUGCCCGAUCCACUUUUCAAGUAUUAUUCACUAGGUUCCUUCGUGGUCAUUUUAUGUAUCCAUCUUCAAAUUUUUUUACAGGGAAG